Rangifer tarandus platyrhynchus (Svalbard reindeer) is the source of this 1809-nucleotide messenger RNA. NCBI's taxonomy places the organism in Eukaryota, Metazoa, Chordata, Mammalia, Artiodactyla, Cervidae. The record is from the annotation of a GenBank genome assembly.
AUGAGUGCGGCGGCAACUGCAGGGAAGCUGGCGCGGGCACCAGCCGACCCAGGGAAAGCGCCCGGAGUUGCAGCUCCCGGGGCUCCGGCGGCUGCCCCGCCGGCGAAAGAGAUCCCGGAGGUCCUAGUCGACCCGCGCAGCCGGCGGCGCUAUCUACGGGGUCGCUUUCUGGGGAAGGGUGGCUUUGCCAAGUGCUUUGAGAUCUCGGAUGCGGACACUAAGGAGGUGUUCGCGGGCAAAAUCGUGCCUAAGUCGCUGUUGCUCAAACCGCACCAAAAGGAGAAGAUGUCCAUGGAGAUAUCCAUUCACCGCAGCCUCGCUCACCAGCAUGUCGUCGGCUUCCACGGCUUUUUCGAGGACAACGACUUCGUGUUCGUGGUGUUGGAGCUCUGCCGCCGGAGGUCUCUUCUGGAGCUGCACAAGCGGAGGAAAGCACUCACCGAGCCCGAGGCCCGCUACUACCUGCGGCAGAUCGUGCUGGGCUGCCAGUACCUGCACGGAAACCGCGUUAUUCACAGAGACCUCAAGCUGGGCAAUCUCUUCCUGAACGAGGAUCUGGAGGUGAAAAUAGGGGAUUUUGGACUGGCAACCAAAGUGGAGUAUGACGGGGAACGGAAGAAGACCCUGUGUGGGACUCCUAAUUACAUAGCUCCUGAGGUGCUGAGCAAGAAAGGGCACAGUUUCGAGGUGGACGUGUGGUCCAUUGGGUGCAUCAUGUAUACCUUGUUAGUGGGCAAGCCACCUUUUGAGACCUCUUGCCUAAAAGAGACCUACCUCCGGAUCAAGAACAAUGAAUACAGUAUUCCUAAGCACAUCAACCCCGUGGCCACCUCCCUCAUCAAGAAGAUGCUUCAGCCAGAUCCCACUGCCCGCCCAACCAUUCACGAGCUGCUCAAUGACGAGUUUUUCACUUCUGGCUAUAUCCCUGCCCGCCUCCCCAUCACCUGCCUCACCAUUCCACCGAGGUUUUCGAUCGCUCCCAGUAGCCUGGACCCCAGCAACCGGAAGCCUCUCACCGUCCUCAAUAAAGGCAUGGAGAACCCCAUGCCCGAACGUCCCCGGGAGAAAGAGGAACCAGUGGUGCGAGAGGCCAGUGAGCCUGUCGACUGCCACCUCGGUGACAUGUUGCAGCAGUUGCACAGUGUCAACGCCUCCAAGCCCUCAGAACGGGGGCUGGUGAGGCAAGAGGAGGCCGAGGACCCUGCCUGCAUCCCCAUCUUCUGGGUCAGCAAGUGGGUGGACUAUUCGGACAAGUACGGCCUCGGAUAUCAGCUGUGUGACAACAGCGUGGGGGUGCUCUUCAACGACUCCACGCGCCUCAUCCUCUACAGUGACGGUGACAGCCUGCAGUACAUCGAGCGGGACGGCGCGGAGUCCUACCUCACCGUGAGCUCCCACCCCACCUCCUUGGUAAAGAAGAUCACCCUCCUGAAGUACUUCCGAAACUACAUGAGUGAGCACUUGCUGAAGGCAGGCGCCAACAUCACACCUCGGGAAGGCGACGAGCUGGCCCGGCUCCCCUACCUACGGACCUGGUUCCGCACCCGCAGUGCCAUCAUCCUGCACCUCAGUAAUGGCUGUGUGCAGAUCAACUUCUUCCAGGACCACACCAAACUCAUCCUGUGCCCACUGAUGGCUGCCGUGACCUACAUCGACGAGAAGCGGGACUUCCGCACGUACCGCCUGAGCCUCCUGGAGGAGUACGGCUGCUCCAAGGAGCUGGCCAGCCGGCUGCGCUAUGCCCGCGCCAUGGUGGACAAGCUGCUGAGCUCACGCUCGGCUGCCAACCGCCUCAAGGCCUCCUCAUAG